Molecule: messenger RNA, 813 nt
Organism: Ostertagia ostertagi
Lineage: Eukaryota; Metazoa; Nematoda; Chromadorea; Rhabditida; Trichostrongylidae
Source: the annotation of a GenBank genome assembly
AUGUGUUAUUAUAAUGGGCAGAAAGUGACCAAGAAUGAGCUGAUCCGUUUGCUCAAGCUUGAAAAAGCGGUUAAAAACUAUGAUUUCCUCAAUGAGGAGCUCAAGUCCGGGCUUGAAUACGGACUAAGCGCUGUGCUUGUUCCCAGGGCGGGCGACUGUCCUGAUUUUGAUAUCGUGCGGAUGGAAUGGGGAUUUAUACCCGGUUAUCUGAAUACGCGCGAGGAGGUAGAAAAGAUGCGCAAGGGCUAUGCUGAUGCAUCUGGAAAGUUCCAGAAACCGAUAGUGACAUUGAACGGUAGGGGCGAUGAGCUUAUCAAUCCAAACAAGAUCUACCGCAAGGCGGGACUGGAAAGACGUUGCCUUGUGCUGUCGAGCGGGUUUUACGAAUGGCAGCAUGUGCAUGGGAAAAACAAACGGACGGGCGAACCAUUGAAGACUGCAGUAAAGUACCCUUAUCGUAUCGGGGUAAAGGACCAAGAGUAUUUCUAUAUGGCAGGUAUCUGGCAACCGUGGACCGAUCGAGUUACCGGAGAGCACGUGUCAACAUUCGCUGUGGUUACUACGGAGGCCAACCAGCUGAUGGCCCAGGUGCACAAUAGUAAAAACCGUAUGCCGUUGAUCCUGGAAGAGGAGCUUGCCUAUCGCUGGAUGUUCGAUAAGCUGGACGAGGACCAGAUCAGGGAAAUAGCCAAUUAUCAAUUUCCGUCCAGUAAAAUGUAUGCCUAUACGAUCGAAAGGGAUUUCAGGAAUACCAGUACGCCUACUGCUCCAUUUGACUAUCCGGGCCUUGCUCCACUAAAACUAACAGCAUAG